Messenger RNA from Thalassophryne amazonica, 460 nucleotides. Its product is annotated as rab-interacting lysosomal protein-like. The record is from RefSeq and is a predicted model, not a curated record. NCBI's taxonomy places the organism in Eukaryota, Metazoa, Chordata, Actinopteri, Batrachoidiformes, Batrachoididae. The transcript is spliced from 5 exons. Bases 1 to 426 code for a protein of 141 amino acids. Gene Ontology annotation, molecular function: protein dimerization activity.
AUGAAACGUCUCCUCAGAGCCCUCGGCGCUCUGCUCUGCUGCUCGAUGUCCUUGUCAAAUACUCUGGAUCCUGAUGGGAAGAACGUCUGCCAGAAUAUCAGUGAACCAUCCAAACUGGUGUGUUGCACUGGAUGGCGUCAGGCGGGAAGAGAGUGCACCAUACAAGAUGCUGACCAGCCGUGCUUCACCAAGAAGGAGGUGCGCGACAUCAUCUUUGAGAGGAACGAGCUCAAAACCAACUUGUUUCUGGUGCAGGAGGAGCUCAGCUACUACCAGAGGCAGAUCGUGAACGAGGAGAUGUGUUCUGGCUUCCUGUUACAAGCCGUCAAAUCAGCCAUCAAAAAAAGGAAAACCAUCAUUAAAGCCAAAAUGCUCGGAAUCCCCGUGAACGAAUGCAGCAGUGAUGAGGAGGAGAAGAGUUGUUGAAUGAGAGCACAGAAGUGGACGGACCUGACAAACC